Sorex araneus (European shrew) is the source of this 1380-nucleotide messenger RNA. RefSeq names its product GS homeobox 2 (gene GSX2). The coding region runs from base 108 to 1010 and encodes 300 amino acids. Lineage: Eukaryota; Metazoa; Chordata; Mammalia; Eulipotyphla; Soricidae. Gene Ontology annotation, biological process: regulation of DNA-templated transcription. Gene Ontology annotation, cellular component: nucleus. Gene Ontology annotation, molecular function: sequence-specific double-stranded DNA binding; DNA-binding transcription factor activity, RNA polymerase II-specific. The transcript has 2 exons. The record is from RefSeq and is a predicted model, not a curated record.
CCAGCCCUCUCCGGGGACCCCUUUGUUUGCCGCGGGACGCCGACACCUCCACGUCCCCGGGGGCUUGACCGCCGCGCCCCGGCCCCCUGCCCGCACCCCUCCCGACCAUGUCGCGCUCCUUCUAUGUGGAUUCGCUCAUCAUUAAGGACUCCUCGCGGCCAGCGCCCGCGCUGCCCGAGCCGCACCCCGGGCCGGACUUCUUCAUCCCGCUGGGCGUGCCGUCCCCUUUGCUGAUGUCCGUGUCCGGGGCCCCCGGCUGCCCGUCCCGCAAGAGCGGCGCCUUCUGCGUGUGCCCUCUGUGCGUCACCUCGCACCUGCACGCCGCUCGGGCGCCCGCGGGCUCUGGCAGCGGAGCGGGUGCGGGCCCCGGGAGCGGGGGCCCCGCGGGGGGUGGGGCGCCGGGAGGAGCAGGGGCCUUGCCCCUACUCAAGGCUCCGUUCCCUUCGGGGCCCGGGGACGCGCCGCUCUGCGCGCGCGUGGGCCACGCGCACCAUCACCACCCCCCGCCGCCGCACCUCCAUCACCAUCACCACCACCACGCACCCCAGCAGCCCGGCUCGGCGGCAGCGGCGGCGGCGGCCCUGGGGCACCCGCAGCACCACGCACCUGUCUGCGCCGCCACCGCCUACAACGUGGCCGACCCGCGGAGAUUCCACUGCCUCUCCAUGGGGAACUCCGACGCCAGCCAGGUACCCAACGGCAAAAGGAUGAGGACGGCGUUCACCAGCACGCAGCUCCUGGAGCUGGAGCGAGAGUUCUCUUCUAACAUGUACCUGUCCCGGCUGCGGAGGAUCGAGAUCGCCACUUACCUGAACCUUUCGGAGAAGCAAGUGAAGAUCUGGUUUCAGAAUCGCCGGGUGAAACACAAGAAGGAAGGCAAAGGCGCGCAGAGGAGCGGUCACUCCGGCUGCAAGUGCGUCGGCAGCCAGGCGCACUACGCGCGCUCUGAGGAUGAGGACUCCUUGUCGCCGGCCUCGACCAACGACGACAAGGAGAUUUCCCCCUUAUGAAGGGAGGGCAGCCCCCCCCCCUAUCACCCGAGGCUCCCCGGGCCAGCGCAGCGGGCAGCCUGGAACCCGAACCCUCCUCUUUCCGUGUCCUCACUAGAAAAAUGUUGGAGGCCCAGCAUUCAUCAGCCAGGCCUGACGCUUUGAGUCUGAGCCUUAUUUGUAUAGGGCCCUACUCACAGUUUUAGAUUUUUUUUUCCCUUUUUGUUUUUGGUCUGCUCAGGGGUCACUUCUGGCGGAGCUCCUGGAAACCAUAGGGAAUUCUGGAGAUCGAACCUGGUCGGCCCAUGGGAGGCCAUCAAGGGCCUUACCUGCCCUGCCAGCUCUCCAGCCCUAGAUUUAAAAAAAAAAAUGUAAAUAAUCUAGAAUUCAA